Colossoma macropomum (tambaqui) is the source of this 3342-nucleotide messenger RNA. RefSeq names its product scaffold protein involved in DNA repair (gene spidr). NCBI's taxonomy places the organism in Eukaryota, Metazoa, Chordata, Actinopteri, Characiformes, Serrasalmidae. The transcript has 20 exons. Gene Ontology annotation, biological process: double-strand break repair via homologous recombination; regulation of establishment of protein localization to chromosome. The record is from RefSeq and is a predicted model, not a curated record. Gene Ontology annotation, cellular component: nucleoplasm; nuclear chromosome. Bases 339 to 2891 code for a protein of 850 amino acids.
UUAAGUGAAACUAAUAUCGCUUGAGCUGCAUGUUUGAUGAUGUAUUCUGAAAUUUUUUAAAAGGUUUUCUUCUCUAGCCGAACUUACUUUCGUUCUUCAGUAGAGGGCAGUGGCUCCAUUGAAGGAAAUGCAGAAGAAGACACUGGUCAUUGCCCGCGAGAAUAAGUGCGCUCGCGCGUCGUCCGUUGCCUAACUUCUUAUUGUCGUGCGAGUGAGAGUUCUACUAGAACUAACGGGUAUCUAGCUAACUGGAGGCUAAAGUUACCCUUUCCUAAAAUAAAUAAACUGCAUCCCUACUCAGAUGUCAAAUACAAAGUUCAAGCUUCUGGACUGACAUAAUGUCUUCUUUUUCAAAGCGUAAAAGAAACACACAGGACAUGAGAUGUGUGUUGUUUCCAGAGGACGUCAAUGAAACUUUCACUGGGAAGAGCUGUGAGCCCUCUAAAGCUACAAAGUCAUGGAAGCGAUGUGGUGAGAGCUUCUGGGAUGCUCCUGUGGUCAAGAAACCUCAAACAACAGGAAGAAUGUGCAGAACUGUGCAGCAGUUGAGGCAGUCAUCCAAGCUUGUGAGGCAUGGCACAGGAGAAGAAGAUCCCAUCCACAUUGCAUGGAGCUCAAGUGAUGAGCAGUCUGAUAAUGAAUGUCAGCUCCAUCUUCCUCUCAACGCCACAACGGACUUGGCGCAAUGUAAACCAUGCCCUCAGGCAAUGGUCAGCUCUUCCAGCAGAUACCUCUGUUUGUUCAGCACAGGAGCAGACACAGAUGACCUUCCCUCCAUUGAUUCAGACAGUGAAAAUGAGAAACAUGAGAAUUCUACCUCAAAGGAACAAAAUCCUGUGGUGAUGGGUGAGAUCUCAGACUAUUCCUCUUCUGAUAGUGAGGCAGCUCCAGAGCAGAACAGACGGCUGACCUACUCUGCUCUGGAACCAACAGAGCACCGCCAAAGGUCCGUCAGUGAGUGGGUUCGGUAUGCACAAGCACUGCUUCAGACCCCUCAGAAACAAACUGACAGAGCAUUGAAGACACCUGAAGACUCUGGCAAAAAGAGGCGCCGCUUUGAAUGUAGGGGACUUGCAGAGAGGCUGAAUAGGCUACAGUGCCGACAGAGGUCAGCUGUAAGCUUCUGGAGGCACCAGUCUGUGUCCAGCAUUACCACAGCUACAGAGGAAAGACCAGGUGUGUUAGUGCUACAUGUGCGGAACGUGCGGGACCUUUGUGGGAUGCAGGCUGCGUUGUGCGAGAGACCUAACGAGAAGGAAGAGCCAUGUGUGGCUCUUUUCAGCAAGGAUACAGCCACUCACUUGGCACCAGCUAUAGGUGACACUAUCUGUGUCUACCCACCAUGGCAAAAUCUGAUUGUUGAGGGAGAGCAACAUCCCGUAAUCCUGAACACUCAUUUCAGUCAGAAAGUUUUAUCAGGGGUAAAGCAGGACAGCAGUGUUAUCUGCCCAAGAGUUCCAUCUUCAGAGGAGAUUAGACCCUACCCCUUAAUCAGGUGCUUAUGGCAGAGCGAGAAGUACCUCAAGUCCACUCAGAAAUGUAGCCCAAGCAAACAGAUGUGUGCACGAGCCAAAAGUGAUGCAGGAGGAGCAUUUGAGUCUCUCCUGGAGGCUGUGGAGACUUCCUGGUCAUCAGGAUCUCUCUGUGGCCCUUUGGAGGUGGUGGUUCAGAGGGUCUAUUUCCUUCCUGUCAAACACUCCUCUACCACAAACACACUUAGACACAAAACUGUUGGCAAGCCUCUGCCUGGACCAACACAACAGCGGUACAUUGGCAGGUUUUGUAUGCUCGUCCAAGAUGUUUAUGGCAUGUUCAGUGAGGUGAAGUUGCAGUAUGUAUCUUCAGAAGUGGAGCUAAAAAACCACAUGGAGCAGCUGGAAGGUAAAGUGUGUGUUCUGCAGGGACUGAAGGUGAUCCAGCGCCUCACUCGUGAGAGAUGUACUAAGCUUUUCAGUUUGAUUGACAGUUUGUGGCCUCCUUUGAUUCCUUUGAGGGUUCAUGGAGAGCAGUCAUGCCAUCAGACAGACAGAGUCCCAUCACCCAACUUCUGUUAUAGACUGGCUGGACAGCAGGGCUCUGUGCUACCUCAACAUGUGUCCUCACUAUACCGGCCACCUGUCAUUCUCACCCUCCAAGAGGUCUUACAGAAUAAGCCUACUAGUGGCUGGUGCAGUUUCAAGGCAGUUGUGGUGUAUAAGAGAGAACAGAGCGUAGGAGAGGACCUCUUGCUGUUUGUCACUGACCCCAGCCUGCAGAGCGCAGGGAGCACUAGCAGAACACUGCCUGUGUAUGUGAGCACCUCUUGCAUGCUCCAGACCUGCAUCAGAGAGGCCAUUACAUCCCCCCAUCUCAGACCAACACUAGUUUUUAGAGAUGCAGUGAUGGAGAAUGGUCGAAUAUUUUGCUGGGAGCAGUCUGUGAUCAAGCUGGACUCUGAGCAGAACUUUUCUUUGCUGCAGCCCAUUCUGCUGGACCAGCUAAGCUCAGAGAGCGCAGCCUGUUCUCUCUGCACUCUUACAGGAGUGGUGGUUGAUGUGGAUGAGGAAUCUGCUUUCUCAUGGCCCACUUGCAGUCAGUGUGGAAGUGACUGCUUAGAGGCAAUACAGACCAAACAGGAAGCAUUUCUUUGUGCAACAUGUGGAGCAGUCGACAAACCAACUACAAAGAUGCAGCUUGAAGUAUUUGUUAGUUGUCCAUUACUUAAUCACUGUACUGUGAAAGUUAAGCUACAGCAGAAAUCCAUUAUGUCUCUCUUGAACUCUACAGGAUGUGCUGAGGAAUAUGAGGUGGAGAAUGUACUUGGGAAGAAAGUUGGUCCUCUCUGUGCAUUCAUCCAUGUUAUCAGCAAGAGGUCCACCCUUUGGAUGAGUUUGGAGGAGAUCAUUGUUUGACUCGUCCUUGUUAAAACUCAACUGUGGAUCUUGCAACAUAGUCAUCACAGCCAUCCUAAUAAAUCUACAUUGAAAUGAAAUCUGUCUUUUACAGACUCUUGAGUGUUUGUGUGCCAUCAUCAUGUUGCUCAGUUCUCUCUAGUGGUGUAGGCUGAAUUAUAAAAUGCUACAGCUACAAGAUACAAGCAGCCCAUCUGAAAUAUUCCACCGUAACACACCACUCUAAAAAUGCUACUUGUAGAAACACAUUGGUGUUUGCUAGUACAUAGAAUAUGUUUUUUUUGCAUUCUUUACAAAUGUGCAGUGUUCUAAAAGUGAAGUCCUUACAGGGAAGAUUUUUUUCACACAAAAUACCUCAGACUUCCAAAAGAUGGUGUUAUUGUUUAGAAAAUGUGUGUGUAUUUUUGUAGCAUGUAUUUUGCACCCUUCAUCUGAAAUAAAAAAAAGUGCC